UAUAUGUUCAGACAUUACACCUAAUAGGUGUUUCUUACCCCUCAUGAGUAUCCAUCAAUGAAACUAUUAUCUAUAUGUUUCCCUUUACUGUCUCCUAUUAUUUGGGUUAAAGCAGGAGCCACUUCAGUGUUGCUGCAUUCCAGAGCUAAGGACCUGAAUCCUUCAUCCUGACAAACUUUGCCCUCAAUACUAUAAUUUUCGACUCCCAAGCGAAGUAAAAUUCCAAUUUAAAUCUACCCUCUACAAUAGUUCCAGCACUCAAACCACUGCCUACGCUACUUGGUCCCAUUUUGUUUUUAAUUACACUUUAGGUGUUUCCACAUUGCAGAAUAAGGUGGUUUGGUACCACUUUUAACUGCCCUGACCAUAGGAGGACCCAGGGGUUUGUCGUUUGGUGAGGCAGCAGGAUACAAGCCGUGGUAUUCUCCAUCACAAUGGAGGAAUGUAACGAACAAGUUCACAGAUACCAGUAUGCCAGUUUUAAAAAAUUUAAGACGGAAGAGGAGGCUUGGGCCUUUGUAAACGGUGGGGCACCAGCAUCAUCUUACUCAGGCACAUUGGCAGGGGAUGCAAGUCAUGCAGAUACAACGCAUCCUGACGAUUCAUCAUUGCCUGUUACAGAAGAUGACAGUGGUGGUUCUUAUAGAAGGCAGAGAAAUAACAGUGACUGGAAUCACACUACUACAUCUUCGUCAGGUUAUAGUGCAUACAAGAGACCUUAUGAACAGCCUUCAGAAAACCAAAGUGAGAGAAAACGUGUAAAAUACACUGACUUCCCAUAUGAGAACAAAGAGAAAUUCUCCUAUAUGGGAGAUUAUGCAGUUGUUUAUACAGAUGGCUGCUGCUCAAGUAAUGGGCGACGUAAAGCACGUGCUGGAACUGGUGUAUAUUGGGGACCUGGCCAUCCUCUAAAUAGUAGUGAGAGACUUCCUGGGCGGCAGACUAAUCAGAGAGCUGAAAUACAUGCUGCUUGCAAAGCAGUAGAACAAGCAAAGAGUCAAAAUAUUAAGAAACUGGUUAUUUAUACUGACAGCAAGUUCACCAUUAAUGGUAUGACAAGUUGGGUUCCAAACUGGCAAGCUAAUGGUUGGAAAACUAGUACAGGAAAAGAAGUAAUAAACAAAGAAGAUUUUGAAAGGCUUGCUAAACUUUCAGAAGGCAUGGACAUCCAAUGGGAAUCAGUUUCCUGGAGAGAUGGUAGCAGUCAGGCUGAACAGCUAGUUGAUGGGGAUGCUCUAGCUGGAGUUCCCAUACUGAGCUGGCGGUGUGUGGGAUCGCUAACUUGCAGAACCCCUUUCAGCUCUAAUUCUAGAGAAUGCUAGCAUUGGGUUUCUACUUCCUGGUGAAGAUGUUGGCAAUAAGUAUUAUUAAAUUCUUCAUUUUAAUUUCUGUUUCAUAAUUUCAAACAUUACAUGAAGAGAAAUGGAAAAGUGACUAGGUUUCAGAGGCUGCAUCUGCCUUGCAGAAAUAAUCCAGUUUGACACGAGUUUAAAUGCCAUUUCUUGGUGCUAUGGAAUACUGGGAAUUGUAGUUUGUUGUGGCACCAGAGCUCUCUGACACAGAAGACUAGAUAUCUCACAAAACUACAAUUCCCAGAAUUCCAUAACAUUGAGCCAUGACAGUUAAAGUGGUGUCAAACUGGAUUAUUUCUAUAGUGCGGAUGCAGCCAGGUGCUCUUAUUAGCUUGGGAAUUUGAAAUUCUGAUAUUGUAAAUAAUAGAUGCAGAUUGUUGAGCACUUUUAGUAAUUAACUUGGAUUCUUAUGAU
This is a messenger RNA of Sceloporus undulatus (fence lizard), 1766 nucleotides long. RefSeq names its product ribonuclease H1 (gene RNASEH1). The record is from RefSeq and is a predicted model, not a curated record. The transcript is spliced from 9 exons. Gene Ontology annotation, molecular function: nucleic acid binding; RNA-DNA hybrid ribonuclease activity; magnesium ion binding. The coding region runs from base 435 to 1322 and encodes 295 amino acids. Gene Ontology annotation, biological process: DNA replication, removal of RNA primer. Lineage: Eukaryota; Metazoa; Chordata; Lepidosauria; Squamata; Phrynosomatidae.